Molecule: messenger RNA, 1869 nt
Organism: Plasmopara halstedii
Lineage: Eukaryota; Oomycota; Peronosporomycetes; Peronosporales; Peronosporaceae
Exons: 11
Coding region: 1-1869 (622 amino acids)
Cellular component (GO): RQC complex
Source: RefSeq, a predicted model, not a curated record
AUGUCAGAGCGCGAGGCUGAAGCUCAUUCUCAAAGUCUUGAAGAAGAAGAGUCUGGAGAAGACGAUCAGAAGUACAAGCGUUCGACAAACAUAGGAUUUUCCUUUUUGGUAGACUCAGAUGAGAGCGAGAGUGAGGACAGCGACAAAGAAGAGCAAAAUGAAGAGAAGAAAGAAGAUCUGAAGAAGCCUUCCGUUGCUUUUGAGCCGUCCAAGAGCAAGAAUAGAAAGAGCAUGAACGGAAAUUAUAGAAAACAACGGAAGGGUGACGACGAAAUUGAGGAGAAGCAGUCUCUAGAUGAUAUUUUUAACGCGGUGUUGGCGGAAGCGGGCAAUUUGAGCGUUGAGGAUGCGACAUCCACCCGCAACGAGCAGGAACAGUCGCUUUUCGGUGUACAACUCAAGUUUGCCAAUGCAGACAAGGAAAUGAAGCGCAUUUUUGGUGUGAAGGAUAGUGGUCCGACGAUCCAUCGCAAGCGCGGAGAUCCACGGAGCGCUGCACGAUUAAUCGCAAAGAAGGUGAUGAUGGUGUCACCUCUAGACGAAUGGCCGCGUCCACCGACAUUUGUUGGUGGUGGUAUUCGGUGGACACGAUCUAAUAAGCCUAAGGGUAUCGGGUGGAACAGUUUGUGCCAUUAUUACGAAGUUACGUGGUCAAUUGCUUACAGAAAGUUGCAAGACGAAUUCGAGCUUCUCCAGCGGACGCAUGAUCCCAACCUCAUUGCUCACUUCUUGCAGCGUCAUCCGUACCAUAUUGAUGCUCUGCUCACAAUGAGCGAAUUUUUCCAGCAUCAUGGCCAGAUGGACCAAGCCACAGACUGCAUUAAACGGUGCAUAUACGUGUUUGAGCUGGCAUGGACCGACCAGUUUGAUGUUUGCAAAGGAAAUUGUCGCAUGGAUAUUCAAACGAAGAACAAUGACGGUUUUUUUCGAGCACUUUUCAUGCAUAUGAAGCAGAUUGGACGUCGGGGAUGUAUGCGCAGUGCGUUUGAAACAGCCAAAUUAUUGCUCAGUCUAGACCCGCAUGGCGAUCCAAUGAAUGUGCUCUUAGCAAUUGACUACUAUGCGCUCACGUCUCGUCAGUAUCAAUUUGUUAUCGACUUAAGCGACUCAAAAUUACCAGUGGUGGAUCGUAUUGCAUGUGAAACUACUAUGUUGAGGAAAAAAUCUAACAAAGCGGCCCCAUUGGAUACAUCAGACAGCGUUUUGGCGCUACCAAAUCUCGAAUUUUCUCUAGCGCUCGCUCAAUUUUUCCUAGGGAAUGAGUCUGAAGCCAAAACCAAACUUGCCACAGCGCUGCUUAAAUAUCCGGCAGUUCUCAAGCCACUUUUGGAGAAAAUAGCUGUUGAUGUGUCGUCUUCUCAAUGGCAACCAAUUUUGUCAAGUUGCGCGUUCGCCAAUGUGUGUAAUGUCGGUGAAGAGCAAAGUGUACUCCAGCAUUUACUGGAUAUUUACGUCACGAGGAAUCAUUCUAUUUGGAAAGCAAACAACGUGCAAUCAUUCUUGCUACAAAGUGCACAAUACGCUCUCGCAUCUCCGGCUUUUGUGUCUGCGAUUGCUCAAGUGCUAAAGUUGCCCGCUUGUUUGCACAAAUAUGCUCGAGCAGUCAAAGCGGAUUACUCGGAUGAGGUCACAACUUUGCCUGCAGAUCAUCCUAUGUUGCAGCCACCGCAAGUCGAGAAUGAGCAGCUGCUGGAAGCUCUUGCGCAAGAGGAGUUUGCAGCUGAUGACUUGCCGGCUGACGCCAACCCGUUUUUGUUGUUUCUGCAAACGUUGCUGCCUUGGAACCAAGUGUGUGUGAUAAUGAAAUCACCACGGAAAAAUCUUUAUGAUUCUCACACAAGACAAAGCCUGCAAUGUCUUGUGAUAUAA